AUGAAAUGCAGGGGUUGAUGAUGCUGGUUUUUUUUAGCUGAAUUAGAAUCAAGAUUUGUUUUGAAACUUCAUCCACCAAACCAAUUCCAGUCAGUCAGACCAUCCGAGCUACGUAGGAUCCUAUUUGAACACACUUCUGACAGACUGUUGUAAGACUACUAUUUGUGUGCUCCGAGUAGAAAAUAAUCUCUCCGAUUUAAUGCCCCGAUGCACUCACAUUUCAUUAUCAACGGUUCGCGGAUUAGUGUGUAAAAGUUGUAGGAGGUGUUGAUUUGUGAAAAGUUUGUGUGUUUACAAAGUGCAACUUACAACAAGGAUUGGAUUAAUAAAAAGUGGCAACAAGUUAAAUGAGGCGGAAAAGUACAUGUACAGAAUUGCAACUGCAAAUUUACAACACGACAAUUUGUCAAGAAGAAUUACUCUCAAGAAGAAGGGACAGUCUCUCCACAACCGAGUAACAAAACCACACUGGGUGAUUAUUUACUACAACAAAUGUCGUCAUUUCCAACCAAGUUCUGCGCUGCUGUGUCUCUCGAAAGACCAAGAAGAAAUAAGUGUGGUGAUAUCUUGUUUAAAUCUGCAACCAGUCACAAAUCACAAAUCCUCCGGUGAGAUCAAAGGAGUGGUGGAGAUGUGGUACAGAGAAUUACCUUGUAAUUUCACAACACUCUCUUGAAUGGAAAUGUGGAUUUAUGGAUGUUCUCUCCCAGUCAAAAGUUGUCCUCGUGUCUCGGAAGAUAACAAAGUUAACCCGAGUGAAAAAAUGUAGAGGGGACCAGUUGCUUCUUAUCACUCAGUUUCAGUGAUCAAAGUCACAAGGAGAAAGAAAAGUCGAUGACACUUAAAUUCUAUGAAUAAUUUAAUUGAGAUGAACGACUGGAAUGGAUGCGGCGAGGAAGAGGGGGGCUUUAUUUAUUGGGGAGUUUUCUACGAUUUCAGCGCUGUUGGACGUUAGCUGUGUAGGCAGUGAAAUCCACGGGUGGCGAUGUCACAACUAGAAAACUGUCGCAUACCCCAAUCAAUUUCACUCGACUCGGUCCAUAGCAAAGCUCUAGUGGUAGCUUAUUCAAAAUUACACAAUAAUUUGUGUAACCAACGCGUGUGAGUUUGGUGUCGUGCAUUCCUUGGGCCUUGACCAUAUUUCUAUCAAGUGAAAAAGUAGUACACAUUUACAUACCUCACACCCAUAAACCCGAAACCUUUGUGAGUUUGUUAGUGAACAAGGUGAUGACAGGUGAAAUGCAUAAAGUGCCAAAUGGUGGUGGUUGGUUAACUUGGUGGUGACCUUAAAUGUCAAAUGAUUGGCUGGAAGGAUCAAAGGAGAGCAGCAGGACGCCCAAUUUGUCCUCGUCACCAGCAAGUCAACUGGAGCUAAGCUGUCAUCGAACUCAUCCUUCUACAAUCAAGAGAAAAAUUCGUUUGACACCAAGUGUUCUGUUGCCAUACGUAGUGUAAAAAGUUGGUGGAUGUGUAAUAAUUGAGGAAAAAUUAUGACCCUUCAAAUUCAAAGCCAAUGCAAAGUUCCAUAUAAUAUCGAAUUCGCUACCAAGAAGUGUUUAUAAUCCAAGUGUGGUGACUCACAUGACUGGCUUUUAACCUUAAACUGAGCAAAUAACAUUUAGAUACGAGAGAGAAGCGAUAUUAUGAUAUUAUCUCACACAGUACUGUACAUAAUUUAAGCCCACUUGGAUAAAUGUGAGACAAUUAGUUGCCUGCUGAACUAAAAAAAAGCAUACGUAAUAUCAAUUCACCCUGGAACGAAAGGAUCGAGCGACCCUUUCCACACGGAGAUGAUGAUGACAUCCCAGGUAGACUCUGAAGUAGGGUCGGGUCCUUCAUCCUCAGCAAUGUCACGCUCCUUAAUUUCUAAUCCUCAAUCAUCAUCAUCAUCAUCCGCACCCACAAGCCGACGAAAAAUGUUCCUCGAAAUAGUCCGUCAGUCGAAUGUCGCCUGUCAAAAUGGUGACUUCUCUGCUGCCGUCGCCCUUUACUCAGACGCCCUAAAAAUUGACCCCAGCAAUCAUAUACUGUAUUCAAACCGGUCCGCCGCUCUCAUCAAAAUGGGUCAAUUCGUCAGAGCUCUGGACGACGCAAUGAAAGCCAAAGAUCUUAAUCCAAAAUGGCCCAAGGCCUACUAUCGCCAAGGGGUUGCCUUGCAGUGUCUCGGAAAACACUCGGACGGACUGGCAGCCUUCAGUGCGGGUCUCGCAGAAGAUCCCAAAUCCUCCCAGUUACUGAGUGGACUUAUGGAAUGUGCCAUAAAGUCACCAUUAAAAGCCAAAUUAGAACCCACCUUCGAGCAGCUGGCGUCCAUGAAGUUGGUGCAGUCACCAUUCGUCGUCAUUUCCGUGAUAGGUCAAGAGCUUCUGGCCUCCAGUCAGUACGCUGCAGCCGUCGUGGUGCUGGAAAGUGCCCUUAAGAUUGGCACUGCCAAUGCGAAAUUGAAGGGGUCGGUGUACUCGGCCCUCUCUUCUGCCUUCUGGACGCUCAACUCACUUGAUAAGGCAAUUAACUAUAUGCAGCAGGACCUUGCUGUGGCCAAAUCGCUUGGAGAUGUUCCUGGGGAGUGUCGCGCACAUGGAAAUUUGGGAUCGGCUUACUUUUCCCAGUCCAAUUUCAAAGAUGCCCUCACUUCUCACCGAUAUCAACUCGUCCUCGCCAUGAAGUGCAAAGACACGCAGGCUGCGACUUCAGCACUCACCAGUUUGGGUCACGUGUACACUUCGAUAGGUGACUAUUCGAACGCCCUUGCGUCUCACAAGCAGUGUGUCCAAUUAGUAAAACAAAUGGGGGAUCUGCUCCAGGAAGCCAGAGAAAUCGGCAAUGUGGGCGCCGUUUACAUGGUCAUGGGGGAGUUUUCCAAUGCAAUCGACUGUCACACUGAGCACCUCAGAAUUGCCAAACACCAACUGAAAAACAAGUCUGAAGAAGCUCGUGCCUACAGCAACCUUGGUUCUUCGUACCACUACAGACGAAACUAUGACCAAGCCAUCACAUUUCACAAUCACGUGCUGAAAAUUGCUCAAGAGCUUGGCGACAAGAACAUUGAAGCACGAGCUUAUGCCGGCCUAGGUCACGCGGCGAGAUGUAAGGGUGACUACUCCUCAGCCAAAAUGUGGCACGCCAAGCAAUUGGACAUCGCCCUCGCGACCAAGGACAAGGUGAACGAAGGAAGGGCGUGUUCCAAUCUAGGAAUUGUUUUUCAGCUCCUUGGCGAUCAUGACGCCGCUCUCAAACUUCACCAGUCCCAUUUGAGCAUUUCUUCUUCCCUGCACGACCGUACAGGGAUGGGGAGAGCAUAUGGGAACAUUGGGAAUGCCUACAAUGCCAUGCAACUAUAUGACCAAGCGAUUAAGUACCACAAACAAGAGUUGGCCAUUUCUAAGGAGGUAAAUGACCGAAGUUCGGAAGCUUCCACUCAUGGAAAUCUGGCCGUGGGGUACCAAGGGAUGGGAAUGUGUGGCGCAGCUCUAGUCCAUUACCACAGUCAUCUCAACAUCUCGAGGGAGUUGAAGGAUACGAGUGGAGAAGCAUGUGCGUUGCUCAACCUGGGAAAUUGUCACAGUUCGCUGGGAGAUUUCGAAGAGGCGAUCCCCUUCUACGAAACGUACCUCAUGCUAUCCCAAGAGCUCAACGAUGUUGAGGGGGAGGCAAAAGCGUGCCACUUUUUGGGGUUUGCGCACUACUCACUCGGCAACUUCAAGGAGGCUGUGAGAUACUACAACCAAGACUUGUGUUUAGCAAAAGAAUUGCAGAAUACGGGAGGCAUAGCGAGAGCCUACUGCAAUCUGGGGCUUACUCACUUAUCAGUGGGGAACUUGGAGGAGGCGCUCGAGUGUCAAAAGUAUUUUUUAACAGUGACCCAUUCCACGAAAGAUAUGCAAGGAAAAUACCGAGCUUUGGGGAAUAUUGGGAACAUUAUGUUGAAAAUGAGAAAUGAAAAUGAGGCUAUCAAAGUGUUUCAAAAGCAAGUGCUGCUCGCAAGAACGAAUGGGUACAAGACUUUGGAGGCCAGUGCUUACGGUGCCUUGGGAAGUACUCAUACACUUCUCAGGAGAUUCGAUCUUGCUCUAGGAUUCCACACUCAGGAACUGACAAUAGUCCAGGAAAUAGGUGAUACCAAAGGCGAAUGCAGAGCACACGGAAAUUUGGGGGGAGUGCAUAUGUCUCUCGGGAAUUAUACAAGUGCAAUUGGUGAAGCUGCAUCUGCCAGCAUGCAUUACAACCAAGCAAUUAAGUGUUACGAGGAAAUGCUGGAUCGUGCCAAAGAACUGAAAGAUUCAAUGACCGAAGCCCAAUCCUACGGAAAUUUGGGAAUUUGUAGAAUUAAUUUGGGGAACUAUAAGGAAGGAGCAACAUUCUUCGAGCUUCAACUUGCCAUUUUAGACUCGUUGUCUUCUUCCACGACGAAAACCACACUAUUAAUUCUUGCAGAGAAAGGCAGAUCGUAUGGGAACCUGGGAGAAUGUUGCAACGCUCUUGGUGACUACGAAGAAGCCAUCCGACGGCAUGAAAAAUCCCUGCAAAUUUCAACGAAACUCAACAAUUUGCGGGAACAGGAGAAGACUUACAGAUCACUUGGGUCGGCGUGUAAAUCCUUGCGAAAUACACCUGCUGCCCUCGUCUAUUUCGAGAAACGCUUAGAAAUUAUUAACCAUUUACUUAGUGAGUGCUCUAGUAGUGAAUCAAACAAUAGUGGAAGUGACGGGACGGUAAUAAUUGACGACGAGUUGAUGCGACUCAAGGGCGCCGCAUUGUCCGAUUUUGGUCUCGGUUAUCUAGACAUUAGGAACUUUGAACAGGCCAUCGGCUGCUUCCAACAGCAGUUAUCCAUUUCCAAAGAUGUUGAAGAUAAAGAGAUGGAAGCUGAAGCGGUUUCGCUAUUGGGAAGAGUGUUCCAAGUCAUGGGCAAAUAUGCCGAAGCUCUCGAAUACCAUCAACUUGCCCUCCGAAUUUCCACGGAACUCGGCAGCGUGGGAGGUAAAGUGAGGGACUACGGGAAUAUCGGUUUGGUGCAUGAAUCCAUGGGGAACUUUGAGGAGGGUUUGCUAUAUCAAGAGCAUCACUUGAAUUCUGCCAUGCAGACGGACAAUAACUUGGCGAAAUCUAUCGCCUUCAGCUCCAUAGGGAGGAUCCAUCACGCUCUUGGGAAUAACAUCCAAGCCGUAGCAAAUCUACAGCAAGGGUUGCAAUUAGUGGAAAUGUUGGACGCAAAGGAAGAAGAGGCCCAAAUUCGCCAUUUUUUGGGACUUGCCUUCUGGCGACAUGGUGAUCUCGAAUCGGCCCAAGCACACCUCGAAAAGUCGUCUGACCUUUUGGAGACAAUUCGACAAAACACGUACGGUUCAGGAAGCGAAUACUCUUUGGCUCUGUUCGAUCAACAAAUUGCUUCGUACAAAGCACUUCAGAGGAUUUUGGUCCAAAUGGGCCGCACUGAUCUCACCCUGCUUUUCGCCGAAAAGAGCAGAACUCUGGCCAACUCGACAUUGCUGAGCAACAAGGGAGAAUUUGUUGGAAAUGGGGACAUACCGGGGGACCCUUUGGCCAUGGCGAGUCUGUCAAGCAGUCUAAUAAAUAGUGUGGAUGCGAUCAUUCAGCGUGUAAAUCGUCACAGAGUGGCCGUACUGUAUUUUAGUAUUUCCGGAGGCUACCUCUACUCCUGGUUGCUUAUUCCUGAACGAGGGAUCGUCAAAUUUAACGAGUCCUGCAUUGGCAACGAUGAAGGUGAUACCGACGGAGUGACAAAUAUGGGCACCCUGCUGGAACGCUACAUAGAAGGCACAAGAACAGCCCUAGGACUAGAUUUUAAUGCUUCCGAAAGUACAAACCAGUGCGUGGGUGAGUCGGCUGAAGGGGAGGCUGACUUGUGGUCUCAACACCUUGAAGAAUUAGGUGACAAGUUAAACCAAGAAAAUGACAAGACUGGUUUUCUCAGAAUGGUCAGUCGGAACCACCGCUUCAACUGCAGUAGUUACAGCUUGUCAAGCUUGUUUAGUGUGGGAAGUGCCACCGGAAGUGUGAAAAGUGCAUCAACUAGCAGAGCAGGUUCCACACGCUCACGCUCAAGAAGUUCAUGGCAGGGACCUUCCUGUCUCCGUUCUCUGUAUCAAAUGCUCAUUGCUCCAUUCGAAGAAGAACUCAGCGUCCUUGACCAGACUUGCUUCAAAGAAUUGGUCCUCGUCCUGGAAACUGACCUUCUGCUCGUCCCCUUCCCAAUUUUGAGGAGCUGUACUAACGAAGAUUAUUUAUGUGAAAAGUUCAAAAUUAUCCUCGCUCCAUCCAUCUCAUCAAUUCGGAGUGGUGGAAGAUGCAAGUCAAAAACCGAGACCAGCAUUCCACUCGUCGUGGGAAACCCCACGCUUUCUGCAGCCAUUACCGAGCAAUGGGGAUGGGAAGACAUUCCAAGAGCUCAGCAUGAAGCCAACAUGAUUUCUGAAAUCUUACAAUGCCAACCACUCACCGGGGUCAAAGCCACAAAGGAAAGCAUUCUCAACGAAAUUUGCAAUGCAGAAUGUAUCCAUUUGGCGACUCAUAUUUCCUGGAAAUUGUCAGCCAUUGUACUUUCACCUCCAAGUGGGACUUCUCGAUCCAACAAUAGCGGUGGCAAUGGUGGUGACUCCGCAAAAAAUCAUAUAAAUUCUUCUUCUGACGGAGGAGGAAGGGAUGACAACGAGGAACUUCCACCAUUCUCAGACUACCUUUUGACUGCAGCGGAUAUUCUAAAACUCCGACUGAAUGCGAAACUCGUUGUCCUCAGUUCCUGUCACACUCGGGACAAGAUGGCUAAUGCGGACAAUGUCAUUGCUUUGACCAAGGCGUUGCUCGCUGCGGGUGCCUUGUCCGUUCUAGUCCCACUGUGGCCAGUUCCCGAGACAGCUUCGAAAAUCUUUUUCCGUGCCUUGUACUCCUCUUUACUCCAAGGGUCCAAAGUUAGCCAUGCUCUAACUGAAGCCAUGUUAACAGUGCAACACACUAAACAUUUUGCUCAUCCUGCCAAUUGGGCUGGUUAUCUGCUGCUGGGGUCUGAUGUUCAGCUAUCAAACAAAGUUACAUUAACCAGCCAAGCAAUGCGGGAAUUAAUGAAGACUCCUGAACGGUCCAGAGAUGCUUUGCGAGUCAGUCUUCAUUUGGUGGAAAAAUCCCUCCAGCGAAUUAAUAAUGGUCAGAAGAAUGCAAUGUACACGACUCAGAAAAGUAUAGAAAACAAAGUCGGCAAUACAACUGGGUGGAAGGAUGUCUUGAUGUCUGUGGGCUUUCGAUUUGAGCCAGCAUCAAAUGGACUUCCUGCUGCAGUUUUCUUUCCUCAGUGUGACAUCAGUGAAAAACUGGCGAGAUGUAGUGCCAAUCUGCAAGCAAUCCUUGGUUUGUCGCCACAAUCGUUGAACGCUCUUUCAAAACUUUUCUCUACCCCUGAAGCUGCCGAAGAGGUGAUUUCAAUCUUACGCCAAGCCAUUGCAGAAUUGGCAACAAAAAACGUGGAAGUUGAAAAAUUGGAAGUGAUGAUCAAUGUCAAAUUAUGGGGAAUUGUCGGAUGUCACGAACUUUUAGCUUCUCUUGGCUUCGACUUGAUCGAAGUUGGUGAGCACGAAGUGAACGUCGGUAUUGGCAAACAUGUCACAAUGAGAAUGCUUCAGCUAGCACUGCAAGCCGCACUUGCACUAUUUGAAACUCAUGAGGUCCACGACUCUCAAGGAGGUUCAUUUGAGCGAAGCAUUUCUCUCGAGAGUUUAGAAUUAGGAACUGAAGAACUUUGUGACAUUCCUAAUGUUCAAACCGCAAUGCAAGGGCCUGCUUAUCUGCCUGCUCGACAACCUAUCGUAAUGGGAAAGGGAGCUUUUACGAGUUACGUUAGAAGUCGUGGAGAACCCGAUGGUCACACCAACAUCAGCAGCACAGAUAUUAAACAAAGGUCCCUUCGUGAACUUAAACUACCCAAAAUUCCUUCCGGAAACAGCAGACCACCAAUUCCAGCCCUCAGAAAUCCAACAAACUCUUCCACCGCAGCCAACAGAGCAUAUAAAAACAUCGCUGUGGAAAGAACAGAUAGUUCAACUAGCAGCGGAAGUUCCAUGGCUGACUGGGAAAAUGGUCUCACAACGGUACGACGCCGAGCACCCCCAAUCCCAGAAAAUCACCCCGACUCAUUUUUCAUGGGUGGAAUGAUGGCGAAUAAUUCUGUGUCCCAGUUCGAUUCUUCAACCGGCUCUGAUAAUCAAACCAUGAUGCCCGCAAUGCCACCGGUCCGUAAACCUGGUCGCUUUAUUCAGCAUAACGCCAAAUCCACUCCAUCCAAUAAUUCCGCAUCCACGGCUGGUAAACGGGUCACUUGGAAAAUGAAUGAAAUAGCUGCAGCCAAUGCUAACAAGGCAUUACAAAGUACAUCCACCGAAGCCAAACCCUGGCUGGCUUCAAGAAGUACGUUUUCCAUUCAAAAGGACAAGGAACAGCCACCCACCACCCAGCAAACUUCCACCAUUACUAACUUUCCUGAGCACCAUACGAAAUCCACCCCACUGGUCGAUGUUUAUCAAGAACGCAACGUUGGCCUCGGAUUGGCUCCUUCGCUAUCCAAACUUCUUUUGUCUAAUUGGGGGUCUCUAGGCCCUGUUGAAAAUUUAAGUGGGAACAAAAGUGACACAGAUGCUAGGAACAUGAGUGCUGCUGAAGAUUCAUUUGACCAGCUCUCAUUGGCAGACGAUUCUGCAGCAGAAGGAAACCCACCCAACUCAACGUCGUCGUCCACCCCAGGAAGGAAAGGGAUCACGUCCAAGCGGAUGUUGAAAGGUGGUGGCGGCGCCGGAGGAGGAAGAACACAUCCAAAAAACGGGAGUGGCCCGUUCGUCACUACGGCAGAGAUCUCGCCUAUCAGUCUGAACCUUGCUGAACUUUCACACGAUAAUAAUAACAUGAUGAGUGGGUCAUCGACUUCCAGCUCCAAAAGUUCCCCCAGUGACUUUUCCAAAGAGAGGGACGAAGGUGAUGGACGGUCAUUAACUGACUCACAGUAUGGAAGUUACUCCCCCAGCACUGAAGCUCAAAACGAUUUGAUAGCCCAAACUGCCGCAGCCGUUUAUUUUGCCUCGUCGCGAACCAACGGCGUUAGUUGCGAAACUCAAGGGUCAAAAAUAUUAGCCUCGACAACCACUUCAUGCGACAAUCACGUUUCCCAAAAUAAUGAUAACAGCUUUCUCAUGACUGACAACAACAAUGUGUCCACAAUGACGACACAAAAACUGGAUAAGAUUCAAGAGUCCUCAAUAAUUUGUGACUACGGUCCAGAUCAUGAUGCCAAUAUAACGAAACGAAGUUCUAAAAACUUUCCCACUCGCAAUAAUAAAUUGUCCAUUCAGUUGGCCAGUUUCUCUUCAAAUCAGAAAUCUUCAGAGUGUUAAAUGCCCAAGAUUCAUAACAGUUUCGUAUUUCAAACUUUAAAAAUACAUUCCAAGAAAUGUACAUUCCACUUUGUAAUUUAAGCCAUGUACAAAUUUCACAAGUUCAAAUGUGUGACACGAAAUUACAGUAAUUCUUAGUUAAAUGGUAGUCUAAGAAUAGUAUUGAAAUAUUUUUGAAUAAUUGUAUUUCUGUGAUAUUUUUGUAUUCGCUUUUAUAAGAAUUAGACAAGGACUAAUAAAUACUUGCUAACUAUGGUUUUUAAAAAAAUAA
Molecule: messenger RNA, 9663 nt
Organism: Folsomia candida
Lineage: Eukaryota; Metazoa; Arthropoda; Collembola; Entomobryomorpha; Isotomidae
Product: tetratricopeptide repeat protein 28
Exons: 18
Coding region: 1791-9392 (2533 amino acids)
Molecular function (GO): protein binding
Source: RefSeq, a predicted model, not a curated record